Hippocampus comes (tiger tail seahorse) is the source of this 3195-nucleotide messenger RNA. RefSeq names its product MAP7 domain containing 1b (gene map7d1b). The transcript is spliced from 18 exons. Gene Ontology annotation, biological process: microtubule cytoskeleton organization. The record is from RefSeq and is a predicted model, not a curated record. Gene Ontology annotation, cellular component: microtubule cytoskeleton. NCBI's taxonomy places the organism in Eukaryota, Metazoa, Chordata, Actinopteri, Syngnathiformes, Syngnathidae. The coding region runs from base 297 to 2603 and encodes 768 amino acids.
CUCGGGCGAUUUAUUCCCACUGUGGAUUUUCCACAGAAGACACGUUCCACUCGUUCAAUGCCAGCUAGACAUAUAUGCGCAAAACAAUCGCGUCACCUCGCAUAGUUUACAAUCUCGAAUGCUCACCGUCGUUUUCAGUUGGCAUUGAGCUACUUGUCCUGUUUUUGCGUCGCUUUUCUUCUAUUGGAUUUUCGAAAGGGCGUGUUUGGCCGAAUCUGGACCGGGAGUUGCAGCUCCUGUACUUGGGAGACUGGUGAGGAAUGACAGCAACUGGAAAUUCACUGCAAUCCGCCUGAAUGGACGCAAUGGAUUAUAAAGAUCUUGGACAUCAUUUCGAGGAGAAGCUGACAUUGACAGAGAAAUCUCUGCCCUUGCAAGGUGACUCUCAGCCCACCCCCAAUGGAGACAAGUGUGCGGGGAGCGUAUUUCUGACGCCGGACGAUUCAGCCAUCACAGACCUUUCUCCCAAGACUGAGUCCUGCACCAAAGCAGAAACCCCCACAGAGAUGACGGAUGCUUCCUGCAAGACGGACCGGUCAGCCCCCGGCACCGGCGGGAGCCCCCAGCCCAAGAAAGAUGCCAUGAACUCGGAGCAGCGGCAGAAGCUCGCCAAGCAAAGGAGGGAGGAAAGAGCCCGAUAUAUCGAACAACAAACACAGUUGCAAGCGGCAAAGAAAGCUCAGUGGCUGGAGAAGGAGGAGAAGGCCCGGCGUCUGAGAGAGAGUCAGCUGGAGGACCGCAGGAAGAAGCUUGAGGAACAGCGACUGAAGGCUGAAAAGCGCAGAGCCCUUCUGGAGGAGAAACAGCGGCAGAAACUAGAGAAGAACAAGGAGCGAUACGAGUCAGCCAUCAAGAGGUCGACGAAAAAGACGUGGGCCGAGAUCCGCCAGCAGAGAUGGUCUUGGGCGGGCGGACUCAACCAGACUUCUCGCAGGGAAAGCAGAUGCUCGGCCUCCACGGUCAACUUGCCAAGACAGGUGGACCCUGUCAUUAACAACAGGCUGUCCAAGUCCUCUGCCACGCUCUGGAACUCCCCCAACAGAACCCGCAGCCUGCGCCUGAGCCCGUGGGAGAGCAGGAUCGUGGAGCGGCUCAUGACGCCGACGCUUUCCUUCCUGGCUCGCAGUCGCAGCGCCGCCACCCUCCUCAACAACAGUGACUCUUACUCUCAUCACUGCUCCCGUUCAGCUUCGGCCAGUCCGCUCAACGCCUACUCCCACCACCAGCACCGGAACUCCGCCGAGCGCUGGAGGUACUCCUCUGCCAGCACGCCCGACAUCACCCAGCGCCAACGCCAACGGAUAUCCACACCGGUUGACCAAAAGAAGAAGGAGAAGAAAGACAAGGAGAGAGAGAAUGAGAAAGAGAAGAGCGCACUGACAAAAGAGAGAGUACAGAAGAAGAGACAGACUCCAUCGCCCACCACACUCACAAGGAGAUCCCAGACAGAGUCCAGCACCCCCAAGCCGAGAACAAGACCUCCAUCGCCCGCUCCUCCCAAAAGUCGGCCCUUGUCGCCUUUGGUACCGGCGGCGGGUUCCAAGACGCCCGCGGGGAAGAAGACACCCCCUCCCGCUACCAAGACCCGACCCAAACGGGCUCAGACACCCGCCAGGGUGCAGCCCCAGACGGUGACCGCGGUCGCCGUGGAAACCGGCCAAGAAUCCAAGGAGUCUGACACUCCCGAGGAGAAAAAGGACUCCGGUAAUGUGUCGGCUUCUGCCCCAGCCGCAUCUCCCUCCCCCAGCCCGCCACUUGUUGAAGCCUCCUCCGGUGCCGUGCCUAAAGAAGAGCUGACCACACCAGCUGCCUCCCCCGCAAAUAAUCCCGCUACCCCCGCGGUGGCGGCGGCCAGCAGGCCGUCAGCUGGCACCAACGACCCCGAGGAGGCCGCCCGCGUCCUGGCCGAAAAACGCAGACAAGCGCGGGAGCAGCGGGAACGAGAGGAGCAGGAGCGUCAAGAGCAAGAGCACAGGAACAGGAUCCUCCGGGAGGAGGCGAUGGCGCGGGAUGCAGAAGAGCGGAAGCGCAGAGAGGAGGAGGCUCGUUUCAUGGCCGAGCAGCAGCGUCUGAGGGAUGAAGUCCAGCGAGCCGAAGAGGAGAAGGAGGCCAAGGAGCGGGCCAGAGCUGAGCAGGAGGAGAACGACAGGCUGCAGAAGCAGAGGGAGGAGGCCGAGGCCAAAGCACGCGAAGAAGCCGAGCAGCAGCGCGUCGAGAGGGAAAAACACUUCCAAAAAGAAGAGCAGGAGCGACUGGAGAGAAAGAAGCGCCUCGAGGAGAUCAUGAAAAGGACUCGCAAGAGUGAUGCUGGAGAAAAAAAGGAUGUGAAGGCGUCUCCGCAGGUGAAUGGAAAGGACACAGACCUCAGUAAAGACAAAAACUUGGUGAGCCCCCCUGCGAGCGCAUCCGGUCCCGUCGCGAACGGCGUGCAGUCUGACGGUCACCAGAACGGCGUGUCGGCCAACGGCGAGUUUGAUCAGAUCAUGCAGCUGAACAGUAGCGCUAACCCGGCUGCUCCCCAGAGUGGACUGGUCACGGGAGGGGAGCCCUUCCUGAUGAAAACGGGCCCCAUGAAACCUCAGCACGUAGCAGAGGUCCUGUGAGUCUUUCAUCAAUCCAUUCGUGGACAUGCGCCUUACGUCUCCGCUUCAGCAUAGAGAUUCAUGCCACACCACAACAGCUUAGAAAGUUUAAAAAAAAAAAAGAAAAAAUAGUGUGCCAAACAAAUGACACCCCCGUGCUGACUCCAUGACAACUUGUAGGAUCUGAUACAGGAGGACAAAGGAGGAGAGAAACAUCCCAAAAAUGGGGGGCAGGGUCAGGGGGAAUCAUUCAGUAUUCUCUGUCUUCAACAUGUGGUCUGGUGCAAGUUUUUUUGAAAUGUCACAUGCAAAUUUUACGGUGCACCUUAAAGAUGACUGAAUUUUUGGAAAAAUACAGUAUAAGACCCCAGGGGGAGGAAAAAAAAAACAGAUAUCCAGUUUGACAAUGGUUGUUAUUAUUACGCCCAUUCUGAUAUUGUUAAGUUGAACAAUGUGUGUUUGUUGUUGUUGUUGUUUUUUUUUUUUUUUUGUCUUGAAAUGUUGAGUUAUUUAACAUGAGGAGCAGACAGUGUAUGUAAAUGUAUAAUGAGCCUGGCUGCCUAUAGGCCUCCUGUCGCAGGGGAUCUGUGAAAUAAAGCUUUAUGAAAGGGAA